ACUCUCAAAUGCAAGAAUUUAAUCCAUUCAUAUCCUUAAUUUGAAACAAAUUAUUAGAAACGAAAAAAAGCAGCAGUAAUAUGCAGCACCCUGAAGUCCCCGGCGAGCCAACUCCGGCUAGUGUGACUAUACUUGAGACUGCUACAGGUGCAGUUCAAUCGUUCGGCCCCGUCAAGAAAAUUCACCAGCACCUCUGCGCGUUCCAUUUUUAUGGAGACGACAUGACCCGCCAAGUCGAAUCACAUCACUAUUGUGGCCAUCAGAAUGAGGAAAUGCGACAAUGUCUAAUAUACGAUAGUCCUGAACCGGACGCUAAGCUUAUCGGGUUGGAAUAUAUCAUCUCGGAGGCUCUGUUUAUGACACUGCCAGAUGCUGAGAAGCCGCUUUGGCAUUCACACGAGUAUGAAGUGAAAGGUGGGAUUUUGUUCAUGCCCGGAGUUCCCGGGACUAUACAAAGACAAGAUCUCGAGAAAGUUGCAAAGACGUAUGGAAAAACGUUUCACUUCUGGCAGGUUGAUAAGGGUGACAAUCUUCCUCUUGGUAUCCCUCAGGUGAUGAUGUCGAUAACUCGAGAUGGCCAGCUUGAUGAGAACCUUAGUCGAGAAGUGGAGAAGCGUUAUGGAGUAUCUUUUGGAAAAGAAAGGGAGCAUCGAGCCUACAUGAGCGGUCCUGAUCUCGGAAUACAUCCGCUGGCAAAUGGUUCAGGAAAAGGGGUACGGACAGUUUUAAGAGAGGUCGAUUGUAAGCCCGUGGACUCCGUUCCUCGAGUUUUCGUGUGAGACUUGGUACAUACAACAAAUAUGAUUUCCUCCUAUAUGUACAAAGGAUAUAAAUAAGUACAGUUACAGUAUGUUUUAUGUGGUCUGAAUAUGUGGUAUCUACAGCUUUUGUUAGUAUACAGUGUUGUCGUGUCGAUGUAUCCGUCGAAAACUACUUGUAAUGUUGGAAUAUUACUACUUGUAAUGUUGGAAUAUUACUACUUGUAAUGUUGGAAUAUUACUAUAUUCGUGUUGUGAAAGGUUUAAAAAUGCAGUGUUAGUUGUACAAGUGACGGGCGGACCUAGAAAGAAAAAGUGAUUAAU
Mercurialis annua (annual mercury) is the source of this 1082-nucleotide messenger RNA. RefSeq names its product oil body-associated protein 1A-like. The coding region runs from base 81 to 779 and encodes 232 amino acids. NCBI's taxonomy places the organism in Eukaryota, Viridiplantae, Streptophyta, Magnoliopsida, Malpighiales, Euphorbiaceae. The record is from RefSeq and is a predicted model, not a curated record. The transcript is spliced from 3 exons.